AUGUCCAAUCCCGUCGCUGGCACGCAAAACGCAGGUUCAACGGCGAUCGCGUCUGCGUUAAAGGAUGUCUCGGUUGAGCGAAUAGUGGGGCCUGGAAAUGACGAGGUGGUGAAGAUAGGUUCCUUCUGGGAGUCGCAGCCCGUGGUGAUUCACUUUCUCCGCCGCUUUGGCUGCCGCAUCUGCAGGGGGGGCGCCAUGGAGAUGUCUCGCGCCAUUCCCCACCUGCACAACGCAGGCGUGCGAGUCGUCGCCAUCGGCCUGGACCAUCUAGGAGUGGACGAGUUCGUGGAUGGGGGCUACUGGAAGGGCGAGCUGUACAUUGACGAUGGCAAGCGGUGCCCCCUGCCUCCCUGCCUCCCUGCCUCCCUGCCUCCCUGCCUCCCUGCCUCCCUGCCUCCCUGCCUCCCUGCACUGCUGCUCAUCGCCCUCCCCUUCCCUCAACGCACCGCUAUGCCCACAGGCCUGGACCAUCUGGGGAUGGACGAGUUUGUGGAUGGGGGCUACUGGAAGGGCGAGUUGUACAUCGAUGAUGGCAAGCGGGCCUACAGCGCACUGCAGCUCAAGUCCAUCUCCCUCUGGCAGGUGCGUGCACUGGCAGGUGCGUGCACUGGCAGGUGCGUGCACUGGCAGGUGCGUGCACUGGCAGGUGCGUGCACUGGCAGGUGCGUGCACUGGCAGGUGCGUGCACUGGCAGGUGCGUGCACUGGCAGGUGCGUGCACUGGCAGGUGCGUGCACUGGCAGGUGCGUGCACUGGCAGGUGCGUGCACUGGCAGGUGCGUGCACUGGCAGGUGCGUGCACUGGCAGGUGCGUGCACUGGCAGGUGCGUGCACUGGCAGGUGCGUGCACUGGCAGGUGCGUGAACUGGCAGGUGCGUGCACUGGCAGGUGCGUGCACUGGCAGGUGCGUGCACUGGCAGGUGCGUGCACUGGCAGGUGCGUGCUCUGGCAGGUGCGUGCACUGGCAGGUGCGUGCACUGGCAGGUGCGUGCACUGGCAGGUGCGUGCACUGGCAGGUGCGUGCACUGGCAGGUGCGUGCACUGGCAGGUGCGUGCACUGGCAGGUGCGUGCACUGGCAGGUGCGUGCACUGGCAGGUGCGUGCACUGGCAGGUGCGUGCACUGGCAGGUGCGUGCACUGGCAGGUGCGUGCACUGGCAGGUGCGUGCACUGGCAGGUGCGUGCACUGGCAGGUGCGUGCACUGGCAGGUGCGUGCACUGGCAGGUGCGUGCACUGGCAGGUGCGUGCACUGGCAGGUGCGUGAACUGGCAGGUGCGUGCACUGGCAGCUCUUUCCAUGUUGGGGAAGGUGUGUGUGGCAUGACGUGUCACCACCCUGCCUGGACUGCCAUCACUCGCAGCUUCAUUCCCCUCUCACUCGCUUGGCCCACCGUGCCUGGACUACCAUCACUCGCAGCUUCAUCUCAUCCCCCUCUCGCUCGCUUGCCCCCACUUCCUCCCUACCACUCCAUGGACUUUGGGGUUCACCAGGUGGCAUAUCAGCUGCUGUUUGACAAGACUGUGAAGAAGUCUCUUGGAGACACGGCCAAUGUGAAGGGUGACCUGGCUGGAGAUGGCCUGCAAUUGGGAGCCACAUUCGUGUUCGAUAAAGGUGGCAAGCUGCUCCACGAAUUUAGACAAGUGACGGUGGCAGACCAUCCGUCUACAGAAGAGCUUUUGAAGCCUUUUGGAAUUGAUUCAAGCGUUCUUAGCGGAUUCAAGGAGGCAAGAGGAGUUGAGGAAGGGGGCAAGAAGUCUGCCUCAUCUGCUGCUUCAACACUAACCAUGGCGUUCGCGACUCGUGCAACCAGCUGCCAGCUCCGUCUGCCAGCGAAUCUUCCUCUAUAUUCCGGGCCCAAGGCCCCCGCCUCCCUCCGCCUCCCCGUCGUGCGUGCGGCGGCGGGCGAUGCGGAGAGCAGCGGCGCGGAGAAGCCGCGCGUGGGGGAGCCGCAGGGGGAGCGCGCCAAGGGCAUCUUCGAGUUCGUGACGGACAACGCGUCGAGCCGCUCCGCCAUCCAGCUCAAGAACGCGCCCGCCAUGGACGGCAACGUCGGCCAGAUGAUCUCGGCGAUAGAGGACAAGGGCAAGGACAUGGGGUCGUACUUGCUCUCGGGCGAGUUCCAAUACUUCGUCCGCCAAAUAGGCAAUGCGAGCGACCCUCUGGUGGUGUACCUGCACGGCGCUCCGGCACAGUCGUGGGGCUUCCGAGAAGUGAUGCAGCAGAUGGCGGAGAAGGGCUACAGAGGCAUUGCGCCUGACUGGCUGGGCUUUGGCUUCUCAGAGAAGCCCCAGCCCGGCUACUACUUCGCUUACACUGAGGACGUGUACCACCAAGAGCUGGACCGCCUCUUGGAGACUCUCAAUGUUACUCAGCCUUUCUACCUUGUCGUGCAUGGCUACCUGGUGGGGAGCUACGGCCUGACAUGGGCGCUCAAGAACGCCAGCCGCCUCAAGGGACUCGCCAUCCUCAACACGCCGCUCUCCGCCUCCUCGCCCCUGCCCCAGAUCUUCCAACAGCUCAGACUGCCCUUUGUGGGCGAGUUCCAAUGUCAGAACGCCGUGCUGGCAGAGCGCUUCAUUGAGAAGGGCAGCCCCUACUCCCUGGAGUUGGACAAUGCAGACGUGUACCGCCUGCCGUACCUCGACAGUGGAGAGCCUGGAUUCUCCCUGUUGGAGACGGCCCGCAAGGCCAACCCCAAGCAGCUGGGGGAGAGGAUCCAAAACACGCUCUCCGCCUCUAGCUGGACGGUGCCAACAGUGAUCGCGUGGGGCAAGGACGACCCAUACAUCCCCAUCACGGAGGCUCAGGCAAUCGCCAAGGCCAACUCUUCAUCGGUCACUCUUCGGGUGCUGGAGGGCGCCGGGCACACGCCCCAGGAGGACUGGUCGGAGAAAGUGGUGGAUAGCCUUCGAGUCUCCUUCAACUGA
Messenger RNA from Closterium sp. Naga37s-1, 2925 nucleotides. The record is from the annotation of a GenBank genome assembly. NCBI's taxonomy places the organism in Eukaryota, Viridiplantae, Streptophyta, Zygnematophyceae, Desmidiales, Closteriaceae.